Paramuricea clavata is the source of this 1065-nucleotide messenger RNA. The record is from the annotation of a GenBank genome assembly. Lineage: Eukaryota; Metazoa; Cnidaria; Anthozoa; Malacalcyonacea; Plexauridae.
AUGGUUGUGGUGGAGAAACCUAACGGAAAACUUCGCAUUUGUUUAGACCCAAAACAUCUAAACAAAGCAAUCAAGCGUGAACAUUUUCAAUUACCGACAAUUGAAGAUAUCACUACACGUAUGGCCAAUGCCAGGUGGUUCUCCAAGCUAGACGCCAAUCCUGGAUACUGGCAAAUACCUUUGGACGAGGAAAGUCAACUCCUUACCACUUUCAACACUCCAUUUGGCAGAUAUUGCUACACUUGCACUCCAUUUGGUAUCACCUCAGCACAAGAAGUUUUUCAGAAAAGGAUGCAUCAACAUUUCGACGACCUCGAAGGUGUUGAAACGGAUAUUGACGACAUCCUUAUUCACGGAACGACAGAAGAAGACCAUUAUAGACGCCUCGAAUCAGUCUUAGAAAGAUGUGAGAAGUUCAAUCUAACCUUAAACAAAGAGAAAUGUGAAUUCAAAUCCAGAGAAAUCACAUAUAUCGGACACAAACUGACAGAAAAUGGCGUUAAACCUGAUGAAGCGAAAGUUAAAGCUAUUAAUGAAAUGGAAGCACCAACAGACAGGAAAGGUGUGGAGAGACUGCUUGGAACUAGGAACUAUUUAGGAAAAUUCAUUCCAAAUUUAGCAACACUUACCAAACCAAUCAGAUCGUUGUUGAAGAAAGAGAUCGAAUUCCAGUGGUCUUUCGAGCAACAGAAAGCAUUUCAGGAUAUUAAGGACACUCUCACCAAAGAUGAAGGUCCAGUGUUAAAGUCUUUUGAUGUAUCGAAGCCUGUCACAAUUAGCUGUGAUGCGUCACCUACAGGUUUGAGGGCAGUUUUGUUGCAAGAUGGCUACCCAGUGGCGUACGCGUCAAGGUCGUUGACAGAAACCGAAUCAAGGUACGCCCAAAUAGAAAAAGAACUUCUGGCUGUGCAAUUCAGUCUUGAUCGUUUUCAUCAAUAUGUGUAUGGAAAGGAAGUUAUUGUCGAGUCAGAUCAUAAACCUCUGGAGAUGAUAGCAAAGAAAUCGCUGGCAUUAGCUCCUCCUCGUUUGCAGAGAUUACUCCUGAGAAUACAGAAGUACAACUAA